Messenger RNA from Plodia interpunctella (Indianmeal moth), 1975 nucleotides. RefSeq lists its product as uncharacterized. NCBI's taxonomy places the organism in Eukaryota, Metazoa, Arthropoda, Insecta, Lepidoptera, Pyralidae. The transcript has 8 exons. Bases 205 to 1869 code for a protein of 554 amino acids. Gene Ontology annotation, molecular function: transmembrane transporter activity. Gene Ontology annotation, cellular component: membrane. The record is from RefSeq and is a predicted model, not a curated record. Gene Ontology annotation, biological process: transmembrane transport.
GAAUACGAUUGCCUCAUGUGUUCUGUAAAAUCAUAAUACCUAAAUACACUCCUUUUUAUUUGCGGCCGUUUGGUAAAAAGAGGUCAUUAACAAAUCUUAUUAAAGUCUGUCCUGUCUGAACUCUUGCUUCAAGAUAAGAUAAUAAUAGGGGCUUAUAUAAUUUACGGUAUUUGAUAACAAAUGUAACAUUGCAUAUAUAGAUAAAUGACAGUCUCUAUCUUGCUCACGAGCCGGACGUAUGUAUUUCAUAAAAUAAGUACUAAAAUGAAUUCCAUUUACGAUCGUGCUCUAUAUGAAGUUGGACCAAAUGGAACUUUUCAAAAGAAGUUUGAUUGGUUCUAUAACUUCUUGUUUGCUGCGUUUUGGGGAAUGACUUACAUGAAUAUAUUUUUAGCUCUUGUUGUAAUUCCACAUAGAUGUGAAAUACCGAAAAAUACUGAAAAUAUUAGUGAAAUCUCGUGGAAAUCUAAGUAUAUUCCAACAUCCAACGAUACCUCAGGGAAAAUUAUAUUUAGCAGUUGCGAGAUGUUCAUAAAACCAGGCGAAAAGUAUUUAACUAAAGCAUGUGAUAACUACCAUUACGACCAAACUUGGUAUGAAACUACCGUUCCAUCCUCUUUUAACUGGGUUUGUGAAGAUGAACUAAAAGUAGCACAUAUCAUGACUUACAGUAAAUCUAGUGAAAUAGCUGGCUCACUAUUUUUUGGAUGGUUUGGUGAUAUAUUUGGCCGACGCUUAACGUAUAUUAUUUCCCUGGCAUUGAUAAUAUUUGGCCGUGCAAUAUCUAUAGCGUCUAGUUCAUUUAUUUUAUUUGUUGCUGGUUGUGUUAUUGCAUGGUUUCCAUCGUGGUCUGUAGUACAGAGUGCUACCGUAAUAUCGAUGGAGAUAUCGUCACCAGAACGUCGUAGUACAACAGCCACAUUACGAUGUAUAGGCAACAGCGUCGGAAUGUGCAUAAUGUCACUAUUGUAUUGGUGGCUCCGCGACUGGAAAUCUUUUAUGAUAGUGACUACAUUACCCACCUUGCCAUUUCUAAUGAUUUCAUGGAAAAUGAUUGAAUCUCCAAGAUGGCUUUGGAUUCAAGGAAGAUCUAAAGAGUGUAUCAAAGAAUUGAAAGUAAUCGCUGAGAUUAAUAAAUUGAAACUCGAUUCAGAUACAGAAAAAGAAAUUUUAAACAUUGGAUCAAUAAGAAGUUUGCCUGCACAACAACAGCUUGGGCCAUUAGCUUUAUUUUCUGGAUGGAGACUAGCAACUAAUACAUUGUUACAGUUAUAUUUGUGGGUAUCUGUAUCAUUAAAUUACUCCAUGCUGAUAAUGAGAUCUGGGGAAAAAUCUGACGGUAAUCCAUUCUCGGAAUUUGCUUGGCAAUCAUUAGCUGAAAUGCCAGGAACCUUCGUAGGGGCUUGGCUGGCAGAUCGUAUAGGUCGCCGAUAUACAGGUUCUGUCUCAUAUACAUUGAUGACUUUCUUGUGGAUGAUUAUUGCACUUAGAGAAAUAAGUACAAACGAUUGGAUACAGUCAGGAUUUGUUGGAACAGCGAUGGUCGUUAUUAAUAGACUAGCAACAUCUUCAUCUUAUUACAUAAUAUAUUUGUUCAACAUGGAGUUGUAUCCUACUUGUCUCCGGCAGUCAGGAAUGUCGUUAGGAAAUGUAUUAUCUAGCGGUGGCGGUGCAAUUGCACCAUAUCUUAUGUAUCUGGGGCGUAACAUCGAUUCUCGAGUACCGUGUGUAAUAUUAGUGGGAGUUUCUGUCGUUGGAGUCAUUGCAUCUCUCUUGUUGCCUGAAACAUUAAAUGCAAAAUUACCUGAAACUUUAAAAGAUGCUCAAGAAUUCGGAAAUAAAAAAAAUCGAAGAAGCCAUAUUAUUUAAAAUUAUAUUAUUCGUUCUAUAUUUAGUUCACUGCAACGAAUGAGUGUUUGUAUAAUUUUAGAAAUACCUACUGUAAAUGCUGUAAAUACAAAUAGCUUCAUCCUCA